Nanorana parkeri is the source of this 904-nucleotide messenger RNA. It is a transcript of the gene ARL6IP4, whose product is annotated as ADP ribosylation factor like GTPase 6 interacting protein 4. The record is from RefSeq and is a predicted model, not a curated record. The coding region runs from base 38 to 832 and encodes 264 amino acids. Lineage: Eukaryota; Metazoa; Chordata; Amphibia; Anura; Dicroglossidae. The transcript has 5 exons.
UAAAUAUAUUUCAUUGCAGAUUUGUUAAGAAUCGAUCAUGGAUGACACUGGAAGAAAGAUUGGACAUCGUAGUAGGAGCCCUCGUCCAUCUCACCACAAGACUGUAAAAAAGAAAUCUGCAUCAAGGCACAGAGGUGACAGCAGCAGUCCUUCACCUCCAAGAAGGCAUUCAACCCUCUCCAAAUACAAUGCCGAGGUUUCUAGGAAAGAAGAAAGGAAGAGGGGAAAGAGGAAGAUGAGCAUAUCAUCUUCUUCCUCAUCCUCCUCGUCACCCGAAAGAAAGAAAAGAAAAAAGAAGGCUGCAAAAUCAUCAUCCUCCUCGUCGUCAUCAUCAUCUUCUUCAGAUAGCUCCAGCUCAUCCUCCUCCUCUUCAGAUGAAUCUAGUGACAGUUCUAAACACAAGAAACGCCACAAAAAGAAAAAGGACGGAAAGGGAAAAAAGAAAAAGAACUUGAAAAAGAAAAGUAAAAAAGCCAAAAAGAAGAGCUUGUCUAAAGUGAAAGCUAAGGAGGCCAAGAGCAGGACAGAGGAACCCCAUAAUGGACCACCUUUGGAUUUGCAUCAGGAGUCUUUGGAAGAAAGCGGUCCAGUGUUGACCGACGAGCAGAAGAGCCGUAUUCAAGCAAUGAAGCCAAUGACGAAGGAGGAGUGGGAUGCACGACAGAGUGUUAUCCGGAAAGUUGUGGAUCCUGAAACCGGUAGAAUGAGGCUUAUUAAAGGAGAUGGUGAAGUAUUGGAAGAAAUUGUAAGCAGGGACAGACACAGAGAGAUCAAUAAGCAAGCUACAGCCAAUGACGGGCUGGGUUUCCAAAUGAGGUCUGGAAUACUCUAAUGAUUCUAGAGAGAAUAUCUGUCCUCAGUCAUUGUGGCAUUGGCGGGCAGAUGAUAUCCAAAUCCUACCCAC